Messenger RNA from Linderina pennispora, 1549 nucleotides. RefSeq lists its product as uncharacterized. Bases 349 to 1335 code for a protein of 328 amino acids. NCBI's taxonomy places the organism in Eukaryota, Fungi, Kickxellomycota, Kickxellomycetes, Kickxellales, Kickxellaceae. The record is from RefSeq and is a predicted model, not a curated record. The transcript has a single exon.
ACCUGAGGUACCUAUUAUUUCCAGGCUCUCGGCCAUGUCUCACUAGUAAGACCGCUGCGGAUCAGCUUGCUGACAUGAGGAGAAGGUUCGGAUGCAGGCUAUAAUUACGCUCUUUGGGCGGGUUUGGGGGAUGAGGAGAGAUUCUGUGAUCAUGCGCAUUGUGCGAAUGUGGAAACUUGGCACAGGCAGUCUAAACGGAACUAGAUUUUAUGUCUUGGCAACACAGCAGUAAUGGAGAUAAAAAAUCCGCCCACUUGCUCCGCCCCUGAACUCUCUUGAAACUCACAAGCUCACCCAUUCCCAAUUACAUACUGUACCGCCUGAAUUUACCAUUUGAACUAUUUUAAAAUGGCAACAACACACCGCCUUUUGGACACAAACGAUGAGCCACCGCCAACAUACACGCCGUUCCCGCGGCCUGAAGAGCAGUCAAUAGACGCUGGCGCUGGGGCGCCAAUAGUGAGAGCAACACCGGCGCACGUUGUCAUAAACCCGUCCGACCCACGCAGCGACUAUGCACGCGAGUUCUUUGGCACACAAAACGUCACGUAUCCGCCGUCACGUUCGGCAACUAUAGGAGGCCCGCUGCCGCGCAGCCGCGGUGUGCCGCCCAGGCUGCAGUUUGGGUACGAAAAUAUGGCAGGCCCGCAGGCGCGGUCAUCAGCUCCACAGACGCCCGAUGCGACUGGUGAUGCGACCAACCCGCUCUACCGGCCAGUAACCGCUGACGUUCCGCUGACGUCACAGCAUGUAUCGACCUCAGUGCCGCCAGUACCAGGGAGAUACAUGGCAGUGAACGACAGCCGGACGCAGACGCGGGUGGUGAGUCAGCCGAGCACCUUACACUAUGGCAGCUAUCCGGGACAUGGACAUGCUGGUCAGCCACCGGCGGGCCCGAUGCCUGGGAGCUGGGGCAGUGGACUGCAGGGCGGAUAUUCAGCGGUAGCAACGCUGCCCGCAAAUGUCACAUACAGCGUGUGCCCGCACUGCUUAAACUCUGGAUGGGUGCGCAGCAGUGUGCCAUGUAACUGUGUUGCUGGCGUGGUUGCACGCGACCAGUUUAUGCGGCCGCGGCCAACAAAUUUCUUUGACGCCAUCAACGGCCUGUUUGAUCCGCAGCGACACACCUAUACGGUAGCCUAUGGCCCGGUUCUGCCGGUUCCGCCGGUUCCGCCUAGAAGUGGGGCAGCCCCUCCGCCGAUGCCGCCCAGAGACAUAUCAUACCAGCCCGAACCAUUCUUUGCCCCACAUGUUCCGGGGUCUGGCCAGCUGUGCCCCAAUUGUCGUGGUAAAGAUUCACUCACCUUGAUUCCAGUGGGCACCCAGCACGGGUAGAGAAAAGCUGGCACGAUCUCCCCAUUGCCGCACUUGCAUGGGUCUUUCCAGAAACAGGGACACAGGUGCCAGCAGUAUACUCGCAUUAUGCAUGGAAAACUAACAUCCUAUCUCUAUUGCCUUUAUUGUGUAAUUGUAGGCCAGGCGUACUUUCGAACGCCUGCAGCGCGAGAUUCGCCAGUGCGCAUGGAGGUAGAGCGCAACUUCCAGGGCC